UUGGGAAGGUCUCCAUAAGUGGAUAAAAAUGCCAAAUCCAGUCUGAACAUCUGGCUGACGGUGCAACAAAUCACAAUAAGUUUUGUUGUUAUGUUCUCUUAGAAAUUCUUAAAUGCAGUCAUAGUCCAAUGGAAUUCAUUCUCGCGAACAUUCUAGCGAACCUAGGCCAAAGCCACUUUAGUAACAAUUGCAAAUACAAUGUCAGGCUCAAAAGAAUGAACAGGGUUCUCUCCAGCCUGGAAACUUAAAAACUACCCAUCCCCUAUUUGCCUUUAUUUACCGUUUUUUAAAUUUUAUUUUCUCACGUCAUCUCCCUCCCACCCAUUUUUGAGGGGUAACUAUUGUUUAUUCCUUAAAUUUAUUUCCAGUUAUUUGUGGUUAAUCAGCAAAUGUUUGUUUUUUAAACUGAAAAAAAAAAACAAUCCCUGAGCAUGGGUGGAUUCCAACCCCUCAGGAAAGCAAAACAUUGGCUUUAAAAAAUGUUGCUCUUCUUUGGAAACUUCGCCUGCCUGUUUCUGUAUCUACCAUUUACACGUGAGUAACCAGAAAAUCGAAGAACAGCAACCAACAACAGGAGGCAGCUUUAACUAUUACAAUGCCCAAAGACACAAUUCAGGCCAAACCAGGUUUUGAUGUCCUUCUACCUUGUUAUUUUGAGGAGUCUUCUGGGCAUAUAGAUCCCAAACGCCUGGCUGUGAUAUGGCGUGUGGGCACCAGAAUUAUUGCUAAGUAUGAAGAUAAGUUAGAAAUCUUUCACAAGGGGGCAAAGAUGUCUCCUGAAGGCCUGCUACGGGGCAAUGCCAGCCUCGUGCUUCCAAAUGUGCAGGAUGCAGAUGGCAACACUUAUGCUUGCAUUGUUAUCCACAGCCCUGACCGUGAACAACAGUCAGUAGAGUUGAAAGUGGAAGCUCCCCCACUUGUUAAACUUGGCUCCACAAAUGUGCAGUUGACCAAGCCAAGCACGGUUGCGUGUACAGCAACAGAUUUUUAUCCUGGCAAAAUAUCCAUGACGUGGUUCCGAAAUGAUAGGAUUGUGCAAGGCCCCGAACAGCCUCCUGCUCAACCCAGCACUGGCCAGUUGUUCAGAGCAGAAAGUAUCUUGGAGCUCAUACCAGAAUUUUCGGACGCCAAUGCCAACUUCUCUUGCCAUAUCUAUCAUCAAGCGCACAAAGGCCCAAAGGUACUAAAUUUCCGGCUACAAUUGCAAGCUCGCCCCAUCCUUCAGCUGAUCACAAGGCCACAGGGGGAGAAAUUUGUGGUAGCCGAGUGCAAUGUGAACAAAUUUUAUCCCUCUCAAAUCCACCUUCAGUGGUUGCAAAAUGGAGUGCUACAAGAACAUGUACAGUCAAAAGUACACCGCAUGCCAAAUGGGAUGUUUUCCAUCAACAGUGUCUUAUUCCCACAGACGAGUAAUGUUAAACUUGCUUAUGUUUGUCGAAUAGAACAUGAAGCUUUGGAGACCCCAUUGGAACAGUCUGUCCUUUGGCGGCCAGGUACAAGUGCAGUGAUUCCUUGGUUGUUGGGAUACAUUCUUGGACUUGGGUCUGGAUUAGCACUAGCAGGUGGCAUAGCAUACUAUAAAGUCAAGAAGAAUUCAGUUACAGGAACAACCAUUUAGAAAAAGCCUCUUCAAAAGACAGAUGAAGACUUGACAGCUCAAACCCCAAGACAGGAGAGACCAGUAGUGGGUUAAUACCUUCAGAAGAGUUUAAUGGUG
This is a messenger RNA of Crotalus tigris (Tiger rattlesnake), 1717 nucleotides long. Its product is annotated as tapasin-related protein-like. Gene Ontology annotation, molecular function: MHC class II protein complex binding. The record is from RefSeq and is a predicted model, not a curated record. Gene Ontology annotation, cellular component: external side of plasma membrane; MHC class II protein complex. The coding region runs from base 596 to 1618 and encodes 340 amino acids. NCBI's taxonomy places the organism in Eukaryota, Metazoa, Chordata, Lepidosauria, Squamata, Viperidae. Gene Ontology annotation, biological process: cell surface receptor signaling pathway; cellular response to lipopolysaccharide; negative regulation of T cell proliferation. The transcript has 6 exons.